AUGAGACACGAAGGUCUUACAAAGGCGCAGAGCUCCCUCCUUUCCCAGGCCCGUAUCGGGGAUAUAGGCCUCCGGGACUACCUGUUCAGGGUGAAAGUCCCGGAGGUCCGCACCCCCUAUUGCGAGUGCGGGAGAGGCAGGGAGACGGUGGAGCACUUGGUGGUUUGGUGCCCCGACCCGCCGUUACAAAGGCCGUGGGGCGGCAGAGAGAUUCGGUCACAUCGGGACCUACAAACCGUAUUACGGGGAGUAGGUGCCCGGGGCAGAAGAUUUGUUAGGAAGGUCCUUGGCUGGCUGAUGGACUCUGGCCGGCUACUGGAGUAUAGCCUGGCCAGAAGGCUGGAGCUAGAAACAGUGGAUGGGAAGGGCUAG
Messenger RNA from Chaetomium globosum CBS 148.51, 372 nucleotides. RefSeq lists its product as uncharacterized. The transcript has a single exon. Lineage: Eukaryota; Fungi; Ascomycota; Sordariomycetes; Sordariales; Chaetomiaceae. Bases 1 to 372 code for a protein of 123 amino acids. The record is from RefSeq and is a predicted model, not a curated record.